Penicillium nucicola is the source of this 1653-nucleotide messenger RNA. RefSeq lists its product as uncharacterized. The coding region runs from base 1 to 1653 and encodes 550 amino acids. NCBI's taxonomy places the organism in Eukaryota, Fungi, Ascomycota, Eurotiomycetes, Eurotiales, Aspergillaceae. The record is from RefSeq and is a predicted model, not a curated record. The transcript has a single exon.
AUGUCGAGAAACGCUGCACGAUCAAUUGCUAGCGCUGGAAGCGAGUCAGUCGGGAGUGGGAGUCUGCGACAACAAUCGUCGCCCGCGCGCGGAGAGCGUCCGGUCUCGAAUCCGGCCUCUCACAAUGGAGAUAAUUAUGACACGGCCUUGCCCUCAAUGGAAUUUCACCCUCCGCCGACAAUGACACAUCGCAGAACGGGGAGCACCUUGAAAACAGUCAUGCGGAAGAUCUUUAACCGGAAACGACAGAGCCAAACCGAUGGGGUAGAAGAAAUGCCCUAUGAAUCGGCUUUUUCAAGGCCGCCAGUCAGGAGGGCUGGGCCUACUGGUCCUGGCACGAGGCGGCCAUUCUUGGCUGUUCCUCCUCCUUUGAACUUGGCCUCAAAUCGGAGUAGUCCGCUUUCUGCAGAGAAUCUUCAGCUCGCAGAGACGCAUCUCUCCCCGCUGUCUCCACUCUCUCCGGCCUCCUUGGGCGGCUCCUUGGCGGGUGGUAUACCACCGCGCCGGCGACGUGCGACUCUUCCUAGUGUUGUCUUUUCCGAUGAUGAGUCUCGCUUUGCGGUGGCUUCCGCUAUAUCCGAUCCCCAUGAUGAUAGAUCAGUUGCACCGGAACAGCGAAGACAUAGUUUGCUUUCGAAUAGAAUAUCAAGGAGCGUCGAGGCUUUGCGCGAACUCAGUGAACGACCGCCCCCAGUACCCGCUUGGUCACCACCGCCACCACCAGUCGAUGCUUGGCCCCCGCGCACAACAUCUGCUCCCGGCUCAACUGCUCAAUCAAGAUCACCUCAGGAGGAAAGCUCCAACAGCGGGCAGUCUACAAGACCGUCGACUGGCACAACCGUAACCAGCGUGGCUCGCGAAUCCGUCGCUCCUUCGUUGACUGGCUCUGAUCUACGCCCUGAGCCAGUUGUUAUUCCGCCAAAUGUGGCUAGCUUUGUCGGCUCUAUGCAACAGGACGACAGUGUCACUCUAGACCAGCGUCUGACCACCCUAGAGGUGAAGAUGAUUGACCUAGAAUUCGCAAUUGCAAGAAUGCAAACAUCUCCCCAAGACAGUCCCAUGGACAAGACUUCCCGUCCAAGACUUCCCCAGCAUGCAGAUUCCUAUCCACCCCAGACACGCAAGGUUUCCCCGGGCCUGCGGUCUCCAGCAGACAGCACUGACUCUGCAAGUCCUCUCCCUACCAUUGACUACCGACCUUCGAGCACGAGUACAAUCCGCCAGGACACCUUGAACUCGCGAACCCUCCGCCCCGCCCCAUCCGCAACAUCCCUAUCAGACUACCAAGGCGUCUCAAUCGAGCAAUACAGCACCCUAGUCACGCUCCUCCGGCGCGAACAAACCGCGCGCAGGAAUCUAGAAAGCCAAGUCAGCGGCCUGAGAGACGACAUCCGCCACCUACAGCGCGCAGCCCUGGAGUCCAUCCAAGCAGGAACAAUGCAGCCCGCACAUGCAAUCGGAUCAGAGGACUUCAUCCGCUUCCGCCGCGCCCUCGACGACUCAGGAACAUCCACACCCCUCCGUCCAGACGACAAACAAUCCACAAUAGACAGCGACCCCGACUGGGACCGAUCGGAGCUCUACUCCCGCGACGACCCAUUCGCACAGCCCAAAUGGGAGCGUCAGCGGAUUGUACCAGCCCCCAUGAUUUAA